Molecule: messenger RNA, 3831 nt
Organism: Anarrhichthys ocellatus (wolf-eel)
Lineage: Eukaryota; Metazoa; Chordata; Actinopteri; Perciformes; Anarhichadidae
Product: inhibin beta B chain
Exons: 2
Coding region: 128-1276 (382 amino acids)
Cellular component (GO): extracellular region
Molecular function (GO): hormone activity; cytokine activity; growth factor activity
Source: RefSeq, a predicted model, not a curated record
UUCACGGUGUCCAGCUUUCAACAAGGACCUCUGACCACAUUUGAGAAACUUGUGACUUCCAAAAAACAACUCAGGAAAGACGAUUUGAAGCUUUUUAUUUGUCUUUUUACGCACGCCUAGCACAGAAAUGCAUUGUUUUACUUCAGAGAGGAUGACGCAGACUUCUUUAUUCCCAGCGUUUCUGUUUUUGGCACCCGUGCUGUUGAAGGGUCUCUGGGUCAGUGGCUCCCCGGGCUGCGCGUCCUGUGGCUUGGAGGCGAUGGAUAAAAGCGCAGAGGAAAGUCUGAUGAUAGAAAUCGUCAAGCAGCAACUUUUGGAAAAGCUGCACCUGAAAGAGAGACCAAACAUCACUCAGACGAUUCCCCGGGCAGCGCUCCUCACUGCGCUGCGCAAACUGCACUCGGGGCGCGUCAGACACGAUGGUACUCUUGAACUAGAAAAAAGUAUAGCCACCAAAGAUCAAGGCUAUGAAAUAGUGAGCUUUGCAGAUUUAAAUGAGACAGAGAGUGGUGAUGCAGCCAGCCUCAGUCUUACCUUCCAGUUUCUGCAGGAAAGUGGCCAGAGUAUCCAGGUACUCCAGUCUUCUUUGUGGAUCUACGUCCACUCCUCUGAGGACCGUCAUCGAGACUCUCGCCUCUCUGCCCGGGUUUUUCUCUCGGCAGAAGGUGGGAUGUCCAGCUCUAACCGUACCCUGGUGAUGGAAAAGAUGCUGGAGGUCCAGGAUAGUAACUGGCACACUUUCCCCAUCACCCGCACCCUGCAGGCUUUCCUCGAUGGGGGCCAGCACCGACUGCGUCUGGAAGUCAGCUGCGAUGAGGAUGGGAAGAACCUUUGCUCCCUUCAUGGCUCUGCUGACACUGCCAACCAGCCCUUCCUUGUGGCCCAAGUGCGUCUCCGUGAUGACCACUCUAAACACACGCUCAGGAAACGCUCAUUGCGUUGCGGUGAAAAUGUAAGCGUGUGCUGCAAGAGAGAAUUCUACAUCAAGUUCAAAGAUAUCCAGUGGCAUGACUGGAUCAUUGCACCUGAAGGCUACCAUAUGAACUACUGCAUGGGUCAGUGCCCCCAGCAUCUGGCUGGCUCCCCAGGCAUAGCAUCCUCAUUCCAUGCCACUGUCUUCAGCCAGCUGAAAGUCAACGGCAUUAACAUGGUUGCAUCUUCAUGCUGUGUUCCCACAGAGCGCCGGCCACUCUCCAUGGUGUACUUCAACUCCCAGCACAGCAUUAUCAAAACGGACGUCCCUGAUAUGAUAGUGGAGUCAUGCGGAUGUACAUAAAGGACAGAGUAUGAAAGACAUAGUUAACAUAGAUUUGCUUUAACACAGGAAACUUAAAAGAUGUAUUUGUUCAUGUAGAUGGACAGAAAGAUAACACAAAACAGAUGAAAAUGUAAGUGUUUUUGUAUGUCUACUUUGGGACAACCAACUCUAUAUAUGUUGUUACUUGUACUUUAAAAAAAUAGAAGUAACAACUUAGUUUUGUCCCAAAUUAGACACACAAGUGUGUUGAACUAGAGGCAUCAUUAAGCAGUUUACAUGCACAUAAACAAUGACUAUAAUGUCACAAGCAUUGUUUCUAAAUUAAGGGAAACAGUAGGCACAAAGACAAAGAGAUUGUUUUGUAUUAUAGUUAAAGAGAUCACACUGUCACACAUCAUAUUUUUUUUACUUAAUUUUAAAGUCUAAUAUGCAGUAUGUAAAGAGCUAGUUGGUGAGAUCAUUUUGAGUGAGUGCCUAGAACCAACUGAGUGAAUUUAAAUGAGAUUACACACUGAAUCUGAAUGUAGACACAUUUUUAAUCUAUAUAUCAGAGGCAUUAAUUGAAGAGAGGCUAGAAACUAAGAAACCUUAGGGCAGACUCAACACAGACAACAAAGAAGUCCAACUCAUAUCAAAGAAACUGCUUAUGAAGGGCUCAAGACACACAAAGAGAUUAAUAUGGAGCCGUCACUGUAGUGUUUUAAAGAUGCAUCUUUUUUUUCAUUUUUCGUCAUAUGUAGGUUAUUUAUUUUGUAUUUCGUAAUUGCUGCUAGGAAAUUUGGAGCAGAACUGACCGCACUUCUAUUUUUUCAAAACAUUAGCUGCAGUAUUUUUGUCAUGUAAUAGGCUGUGUCCACACACAAUAUGACAAAAAAUAAUGCCAUUUUAAAGCAAGGCUUUUAAAACAGUGAAAGAUCCUUGAUUUAAAUUGUGCCUUCUUCAUUAACUCGGGAUGACAAAGUGCUACUUGGACAUUGAGUAUCAAGUCAUCUUCCAAUACCAAACAGAAUCCAUUGAGUGUUAUUCCUGAAGCAGUCUUUUUUAUGUGGGCCUGUGACACAAUGUUCAUAUUAACUUUUAUUUGUUUUCUAUAUUUGACGUAUUUGACGUAUCUUUUAUCUUUAAAUUACACCCAACAAACACUUUCUUUUUAUUGUGAAGUUGCGGUGAAACAUUUUUUAUGAUUGAACUGAAACGGCUUAAAGAGGUACAUACAAUCUGCCCUGAGUUCUGUCUGAGCGCAGCCGAUGCUGCAUGCAGGUUGAAAUAUGUUUGAUCAGCAUCUUCACUGUAUUAUUGACACAAGUCGGCUAGUCAGUUGGGUAACUAUGUCUCCGACAGCAUAUGAACUCAAGGUCGUUUCUCAGCAGCGUGAGCAAACAUUUAGCUAUUGCUUCAGUGUCAGGUUAUGUGAAGGUCUUCGAGGCAGGUGCGUCAACGAGCAUGUGGUGUUUGCAAGUUGGCAUUUAUAUCUCACAGAGUCUAAAGUUUUCUGGGAUGAUGUAAAAUUAGAAGCUUUCCAACUAAAGGUGAUCUGGUAAUACUUUUCAGGGAUUUGAAAAAAACAUCUUCCUUGUAUUCCAACAGCACAAUUGAUAGUCCUGGCUAUAAUUUGUAAGUGAGUAACAAUGCUAUGUCCAUAUCUAAAAUAAAUAUCAAGUAGAUAUUAAAAUAUGCCAGCAUCCAUACUAAAAUAACUAAAUUUGAUGGGCACUAUUGCCCUAUGAUGCAACAUGUAACAGAAACGGAGGAUUGACUCAGCUUGCAAAACAAAGAAAUCAAUAGUAAUAAAUUAUUAGAAAACCAGUCUAAACCACUUUUUAUAUGAUUUUCAAUUUUGAAAAUGGCAAAGAGUCAAAGAUUCAACCAUCUGUCAGCACAUGCCUUGUCUCGUUUCAUGUUAGAAGAAUUAUAUGCUGCAAUCUUUUUUUAUACCAACUAUAAAAGUUUUACACUGCUAGUACCAAAUAUGUCUGUAGAACAGAUUUGAGACCUAGGCCUUGUCUACUUCUCGUCUAUGUUUACACCAAACGGUGUAAAAGCCAAAGAUAUUUUUUGAUUUCUGGUUGAUGUUUCAUGGUUUUGUCCCACUGUGUUGGUGAACUGUAUUGUACUGCUAUGAUACACAGGAGAGAUCCAGGCAAUAAGUCGGGGCAUUGCAACAAGAUUUUUCAUUACAUUUCUACCCAAAUAGGCCAUAAACAUGUUUCACCUCUCUCUGUUGCCUCUAGAUGCACUUGUCUUAUUUCUUCCAACCUAAAACAAGCUUGUUGUGUAUUUUCUUUAUUUUGCAAGCACCCCCUGUCCCAGGACUCAAUGUGACAUUGAGGCGCCACCAUAACCUAACUUAUUUAAGCACUUUAUCACCCUACUGUAUUUUUAGAGCAAAUUAGCUUGGAGGGUCUACUACCUACAACCCAGGUGGCACUAACUAGAACAUCUAGAUAUUGUAUGCCUACAGAAAGCAAAUGUCAAUGAUGUUACUUUCUUAUGCCCUAGUUUGUUUUAUAUGCAUUGAAUUGCAUGUUUGCAGAGCACACAGAUUUCUGUAUACUGUAACUGGUGGAAAUGGA